Vombatus ursinus (common wombat) is the source of this 1324-nucleotide messenger RNA. Its product is annotated as trem-like transcript 4 protein. NCBI's taxonomy places the organism in Eukaryota, Metazoa, Chordata, Mammalia, Diprotodontia, Vombatidae. The record is from RefSeq and is a predicted model, not a curated record. Gene Ontology annotation, cellular component: cell surface. The transcript has 7 exons. The coding region runs from base 136 to 1008 and encodes 290 amino acids. Gene Ontology annotation, molecular function: signaling receptor activity.
UUCUUCCUUCAUAGAAGCUCAGAAGGAGGAAGAACAGUACCAGGGCCCUGCCCCUCCUACCAUCUCCCUGGGGGCCAGGUGGAGGGUUGACAGCUCCCUGUGUCGUCUCAUUUUGAGUAACAAGAGAGGACCAGCAUGGCCCCAGAAAUCCUAUUGCUGCUGCUGCUGUCACUAGGAAACUCAGGCAAGCCAGGGAGGACUUGGGCUGAGCUCCAGUACCAGGAGUUGAGACCGAGGUCUCCAGACUACAGGAGACCAGAACAGGCUGAGGAAGAGUACAGACGACUGGAAGGGGAGACGUUCAGUGUGAACUGCUCCUACGAGUCCCAGGAGCAUGAACAUAGAUGGAUGUCUUGGUGUAAAAAGCAAGAGAAUGGAGACGAGUGUGGCAUACCACGCUUAGAAACAAGCUCCAACUUUUCCGUGGCAGGCAAUGAAUAUUUGUCCGCUUAUGAUAAUAAUAGUGGCAUUAUCACCAUCACUAUCACAAAGUUCAGUCUCAGAGUAAAGGAUUCAGGUGACUAUGAGUGUGUGAUGCCUGAAGAACCUGAUAAGAGGAAAGAAGUCUUCAGGAGAUUCCACCUAGUGGUGUCCCCAGUUCAAACACAGAGCUCCACAAAAGGGAUACAAACUACCGCAGGGGUCACUUCCAACAAUCAGGCCGCCAACAACAGGCACAGGGCUUUAUCCACUGCACCACCUGGUCAAAGUUCCUCAGAGAAGAAAUUCAUCAUUUUGGGUGUGGUCCUUUCUUGUCUGCUCCUAUUGGUGCUUCUUGUUGUAGGCAUCAUUUGUACCAGGAGGAUCUACCAGAAAGCCGGGAAAGGUGAUGACUCUGAGACCCAGGGAGAGAAGUCAAAGGGCUCUGCAAUGAAGAUGGAGAGUGAUGAGGAUGCUGAAGACAUCCAUUAUGCCAUAGUGUCCAACAGAAGCCCCAGAGAGCUGAUCAAUACCAAAACUCAUACUCCUAUUGAGUCUGUGGAAUACGCUACCAUAACAAGGAAUUGAUGUCAGCUGCCCAAAUCAAAUGCUCCUCAGAAUCCAAUGUGGAGGGACUAGGAGAGUUCACUAUCAGCAAUGUUGGUGAAUCAUGUCUCCUUCAGCAAAGAAGUGGUAGAACAAAAAUGUAUGGAAAUGAGAAAUAUGUUAUUAGACAAGGACCAUAUAUAGAUUUGUUUUGCUUAGCUAUAUUUCUUUGUUGGGAGGGAGGGUUCUAUAGGAUUUUUUUGAGGGGGGUAGUAAGAAAUGGUAGCAUUGUAAAAAAGCCCAGCAUGAAUAAAACACCUUUUUUAUGUAUUAAACAUUUACCUUGCACAAAACUCUA